This is a messenger RNA of Drosophila eugracilis, 1614 nucleotides long. It is a transcript of the gene Tango4, whose product is annotated as pleiotropic regulator 1. The transcript has 2 exons. Gene Ontology annotation, molecular function: protein binding. Bases 109 to 1539 code for a protein of 476 amino acids. NCBI's taxonomy places the organism in Eukaryota, Metazoa, Arthropoda, Insecta, Diptera, Drosophilidae. The record is from RefSeq and is a predicted model, not a curated record. Gene Ontology annotation, biological process: mRNA splicing, via spliceosome. Gene Ontology annotation, cellular component: Prp19 complex; precatalytic spliceosome; catalytic step 2 spliceosome.
CGAUAGUCCGGCCAUUGUGAAUGGCUGUUUUUGUGGCCAGCUGAAAAAGCCGCAUUUUUUAAUCUCUUUUUAGUAAGUAAAAUAAAUAAUAAAUAACAUUCAAUUGCUAUGGAAGAUGUGCAGAAGCACAGCGUGCAUACGCUGAUAUUCCGUUCCCUGAAGCGCACCCACGAUUUGUUCGUAUCGAACCAGGGAAAUUUGCCGGAAAUCGACGACGGCCUGGAAAAGCUGCGCCGGUCCAUCAAGGCUAAGGAUAGUUAUGGCCUGGUUCUGGAUAAGGCAAUCAAGAUCGGCGAGGCUAGGAAGGCAUCUGGUGCCCAGACGCCGGGCGACAAACCACUGGCAAUCACAGAUGGCACUGCGGACUCCGCUAGUGCAGGAAGCGUUGUUAAGUACAAUCCCGGAGGCAGGGCGACAGAGAAGACAGCGCCUCUAGUCACUGGCAAUCAAACAUCUUUGGUUCGCGCUUCCUUAGCCAAUAAUGGCGACAACGCCGCCAAUGGCACCGCCAGCAAUCUACAAUUGAUACCCAAGAAGGCACCUACCAUACCAAAACCCAAGUGGCAUGCACCCUGGAAGCUAUCUCGCGUCAUCUCUGGCCAUUUAGGUUGGGUGCGCUGUAUCGCAGUGGAGCCGGGCAAUGAGUGGUUCGCCACUGGUGCCGGAGAUCGGGUGAUCAAGAUCUGGGACUUGGCCAGCGGUAAACUGAAGCUAUCGCUUACCGGCCACGUGAGCACAGUACGCGGGGUGGCCGUUAGUUCAAAACAUCCAUAUCUAUUCAGCUGCGGUGAAGAUCGGCAAGUCAAGUGCUGGGAUCUGGAAUACAAUAAGGUCAUUCGACACUAUCACGGUCAUUUAUCUGCUGUUUACUCCCUGGCUCUGCAUCCCACCAUAGAUGUGCUAGCCACCUCGGGUCGUGACUCGACUGCUCGCAUCUGGGACAUGAGGACCAAGGCGAAUGUGCACACAUUGACGGGCCACACGAAUACGGUGGCCAGUGUAGUGGCCCAGGCAACGAAUCCGCAGAUCAUUACCGGCUCCCAUGAUUCGACAGUGCGUCUGUGGGAUCUCGCUGCCGGCAAAAGCGUCUGUACGUUGACCAACCAUAAGAAGUCUGUACGCAGUAUUGUCUUGCAUCCGUCGUUGUACAUGUUCGCUUCCGCCUCGCCGGACAAUAUCAAGCAGUGGCGUUGUCCGGAGGGUAACUUUGUACAAAACAUCUCCGGUCACACGGCCAUUGUCAAUUGCAUGGCGGCCAACAAUGAUGGCGUGCUCGUUUCUGGUGGCGACAAUGGUACCAUGUUCUUCUGGGACUGGCGUACCGGCUAUAAUUUCCAACGCUUUCAAGCACCAGUCCAACCAGGCUCCAUGGACAGCGAAGCGGGUAUAUUCGCCAUGUGCUUCGACCAGUCGGGUACGAGGCUAAUCACUGCCGAGGCUGACAAGACUAUCAAGGUGUAUAAGGAGGACGACGAGGCCAGCGAAGAGUCACAUCCGGUUAACUGGCGGCCCGAGCUACUUAAGCGUCGCAAGUUCUAAGAGUCCUAAUUAAGUAAGCUAAGUAAGACAAGAUUUUUCCAAAUGAUUUCAGUAAAAGAAACUUUUUUAAACACA